UAUUUAUGUAGGCAAAGAGAGAGGGAGAGAGAAAAAAGAGAGGGAGAGAGAGAGAAAGGGAGGGAGAGAAAGAGGGAGAGGGGAGAGAGAGAGAGAGAGAAGAAACGGGAGGAGGGGAUAAGGAAAUUAAACCCUUUAAGUCAAUGCAUAUUGUGGUGACACCCGCACAGGAGCCCUCACGGUGGAGUCGGCCAGGGCUGUGCGUUCCCAAAAUAUGACCAGGGGUGCUUGGAUGUGUCGACAGUAUGACGACGGCUUAAAAAUCUGGUUGGCAGCACCCCGGGAGAACGAGAAACCGUUCAUCGAUUCCGAGAGGGCUCAGAAAUGGCGACUGUCUCUGGCAUCUCUCUUGUUUUUCACAGUCCUGCUCUCUGAUCACUUGUGGUUCUGCGCCGAGGCCAAACUGACCCGGACCCGGGACAAGGAGCAUCACCAACAGCAGCAGCAGCAGCGGCAGCAGCAGCAGCAGCAGCAGCAGCAACAGCGGCAGCGGCAGCAGCAGCAACAGCAGCAGCAGCGGCAGCGACAGCAGGAGCCCUCCUGGCCCGCGCUCCUGGCCAGCAUGGGGGAGUCCUCGCCCGCCGCCCAGGCACACAGACUCCUCUCCGCCUCCUCGUCCCCCACCCUGCCCCCCUCCCCGGGAGGCGGCGGCGGCGGCAAGGGCAAUCGAGGCAAAAAUAACCGGAGCAAGGCUCUUUUUCUAGGAAACUCUGCCAGACCCGUGUGGCGCCUGGAGACUUGUUACCCCCAGGGCGCCUCCUCGGGCCAGUGCUUCACCGUGGAGAGCGCGGACGCUGUGUGCGCCAGGAACUGGAGUCGGGGGGCGGCGGCCAGGGGGGAGGAGCAGCAGGCGAGGGGCGAGCAUCCAACUCCGCUCUGGAACUUGUCAGAUUUUUACCUUUCGUUUUGUAAUUCCUACACACUUUGGGAGUUGUUCUCGGGGCUGUCCAGUCCCAACACUUUGAACUGCAGUCUGGAUGUGGUGCUCACGGAGGGCGGAGAGAGGACCACUUGCAGACAGUGCGUCGCGGCUUACCAAGACUACGACCACCACGCUCAGGAGAAGUACGAAGAGUUUGAAAGUGUGCUCCAUAAGUAUUUGCAAUCGGAGGAGUACUCGGUGAAGUCGUGUCCCGAAGACUGUAAGAUUGUCUACAAAGCCUGGCUCUGUUCCCAGUAUUUUGAAGUCACACAGUUUAACUGCAGAAAGACAAUUCCUUGCAAGCAAUACUGUUUGGAGGUUCAGACAAGGUGUCCGUUUAUACUGCCCGACAAUGAUGAAGUCAUCUACGGAGGCCUCUCCAGUUUCAUCUGCACAGGGCUCUACGAAACCUUCCUCACCAAUGAUGAACCACAAUGCUGUGACGUCCGGAGAGGGGAGCAGUCCGACCUCCCCCGCAGAGGGAGGCCCCAGCGAAGUGACGCCUGCCACAGGACGUCGCUCACCGUGUCCUCGGCGACCAGACUGUGCAGUGGCAGACUCAAGCUGUGUGUCCUGGUACUGAUUCUCCUACACACAGUGCUCACCGCCUCCGCGGCGCACAACGCCGCGGGCCUGGGCCUGGGUGGCAUCACCUCGCUGGAGGAAAACGCCACCAACGAGGACUAGGGGGACGGCGUCCCCAGCCAGCGGCCCACCAGAGCAACGACUGCUGCCCACCCACCAGAAACUGGGUGCUUUUACCCUGGAUCUCUUCUUGCAAGGCCUGAAGGGUAAAAUUCAGAAGAUGGGCCUGAUUCCAAAAAGGACACCCCGCAGCGUUUUAUUGACUAAAAGGCUGUGAAGUGACUUUCAAUUUCUCACACCAUUUUAUACACUGUGUUUUAAUGUUUGGAGGUUUUAUUUGCUUUCGUUUCGGUCUGGGUUUGUUUGUUUGUUGAUUUCUCUGCACUUGUUAAUACAGGACUUAUUUUUCGGGAUGGUUUCUCCGAGGUGAACGAAGUCUUUUCGCUGUCUCUCUAUUUCUAGUCAUCGUGUGUGUCCAUCAGGUAGUUCUGUCUUCAUGUCCUGUCAGUUUCUAUUAGAGGAUGAUGCUAUGACCUCACGGUAUAGCAAAAAACAACUACAACAACAAAAAAAGAAUAAAAAGAGAAAAAAGACAAAAAAAAGAAAACAACAAAAAAUAAAAAUAAAAAAAUUCCCUAAGUCUCCCUCUACCCAUGAAUCCCACACCCUUCCCAGCCCUUUGUCCCCUCCCUCUUCUCGUCCCCUAAGCAGACAACAUCCGCUUGCUUCUGUCUGUGUAACUACAGUGAUGGGUGUGCACGCCCUUGCACAGCCCGUCGGGAGCAGAGCCCAGGGGGCCGGUGGGGGUUCCCUUCCAGCUGAACAAGCAGUGUGUUCCACCAGAGUGGAAUCCGGCAGUAACACAUAUUUACGUUGAAAACAAAACAAAGACACAAAAGUUAUCAUGAACUGAGUUGCUCCAGUUCCCAUUCCCAAG
Molecule: messenger RNA, 2444 nt
Organism: Marmota flaviventris (yellow-bellied marmot)
Lineage: Eukaryota; Metazoa; Chordata; Mammalia; Rodentia; Sciuridae
Gene: Nalf1
Product: NALCN channel auxiliary factor 1
Biological process (GO): calcium ion import across plasma membrane
Cellular component (GO): plasma membrane
Molecular function (GO): stretch-activated, monoatomic cation-selective, calcium channel activity
Source: RefSeq, a predicted model, not a curated record